This is a messenger RNA of Candidula unifasciata, 226 nucleotides long. NCBI's taxonomy places the organism in Eukaryota, Metazoa, Mollusca, Gastropoda, Stylommatophora, Geomitridae. The record is from the annotation of a GenBank genome assembly.
UCUGUUUUCUUAUAUCAACAGUGAUGAGGCAACAAUCCCCAACUGCAAGACCCACUGCCAAGACACCAGGGAAGGCAAGUACCCAUCCUGUCGUGGCUGUGACCACUAUGUUGUAUGCACCAAGUACGGGAUGCUGCACCAAAAGCUCUGCCCUGUAGGAAGACAAUGGGAUGACCACAAGAAAGCCUGCAGAGCUAAAUCCAGCACAUGCCCCAAUAACAGAUAA